AUGGACUUAUCGGAUGUACUGACUCCUGUAAUGGCCACGAUGCCAGCCACUUUAUCACCAAACUCUUCUCUGGAGAACCAGACGUCCUCUUCCUCACCGAGAUCUCCUUCUCUACCUCCUCACUCGCAUGUUGCGUCAGUGUUCAUCGUGUUGGUGGUCACAGUCAUCAUCCUGGGGACUGUGGUUGGUAAUGUGCUGGUCGUGGUGGCAGUGUUCACCAGCAGAGCCCUGAGGGCGCCUCAAAACCUCUUCCUGGUGUCUCUGGCUUCAGCGGACAUACUGGUGGCGACACUGGUCAUCCCUUUCUCCUUGGCUAAUGAGGUCAUGGGGUACUGGUACUUUGGUUCCACCUGGUGCUCCUUCUACCUGGCUCUUGACGUCCUCUUUUGCACUUCCUCCAUCGUCCACCUCUGCGCCAUCAGCCUGGAUCGCUACUGGUCCGUCACUAAAGCCGUCAGCUACAACCGUAAAAGGACUCCUAAACGGAUUAAGGCCAUGAUCAGCAUCGUGUGGCUCAUUUCCAUUGUCAUCUCCUCUCCUCCGCUCCUCAUGACGCAGAAAGAGGAGGAUUUGGAGACGGAGGAGGAGAGCAACACACGGAGGCAGGAGUGUCUUCUCAACAACCAGACGUGGUACAUCCUCUCCUCCUGCCUCGUGUCCUUCUUCGUCCCGGGGGUCAUCAUGAUACUCGUUUACUGUAAGAUCUACCGUGUUGCCAAACAGCGAGCCUCCACCGUGUUUGUGGCGAAGAACGUGGUGGAGAGGCAGCCAUCACAGUCUGAGACCUGCUUUGUGGGCACAGCAAGGACUUGCCAAAGAAAGGGAGCCAGCUGCGGCGAAUCCCAGUAUGAGCUGGACAGCCCGCGGCCUGCGUACCGACACAGCUCUUCCAACAUAGACAGCAACAGCAGCAGUCAAAGGAGAGGAGAGCUGGAUGAUAUUGACUUGGAGGAGAGGAGCUGCGAAGCUGAUAUAAAAACAUCCUCCUCCUUUUCCUCGGCUCUUCGCUUCCCCAGGAGAGCCGCAGGAAGUGUGAAAACAGAGGAGGACGCAGAGGGAACCACAAACAGGUUGAAGCCUCCUCCUCCUCCUCCUUCCUGCGCCUCCAUAUCAUGGGCAUCAUCCGACCACUGCUCCCACCACUUCCUCCUCCCCUCUCCAGUGCCUGUCCGCAGCAGACAGAUGUCCAUGUCCAGAAACAAAGUGGCGCAAAUGAGGGAGAAGCGCUUUACAUUUGUUUUGGCUGUGGUGAUGGGGGUUUUUGUCCUCUGCUGGUUCCCAUUUUUCUUCACUUACAGUCUCCACGCUGUCUGCAGAGAGAACUGCACGAUCCCUGAUACACUCUUUAACCUGUUUUUCUGGAUCGGAUACUGCAACAGCUGCCUGAACCCCAUCAUAUACACCAUCUUCAACCGAGACUUCAGGAGGGCCUUCAAGAAGAUUUUAUUUGAGACUCAUAAACGAACAUAAGAUGUGAAUGUCUGUGUGUGUGUGUGUGUGUGUGUGUGUGUGUGUGUGUGCACUCUGCUCAGACACACAGCCAAACACAAAUGUGUGUGCACACAGUUUUAAUCCUGUUUUCCACUGUGCUGUCAUACCGACAUUAAAGGGCUUGUCAUACAGCC
Micropterus dolomieu (smallmouth bass) is the source of this 1625-nucleotide messenger RNA. Its product is annotated as alpha-2Db adrenergic receptor-like. Gene Ontology annotation, molecular function: alpha2-adrenergic receptor activity. Lineage: Eukaryota; Metazoa; Chordata; Actinopteri; Centrarchiformes; Centrarchidae. Gene Ontology annotation, biological process: regulation of smooth muscle contraction; regulation of vasoconstriction; platelet activation. Gene Ontology annotation, cellular component: membrane. Bases 1 to 1470 code for a protein of 489 amino acids. The record is from RefSeq and is a predicted model, not a curated record. The transcript has 2 exons.